AGGGAGCACAGCAGCAAUCUUCAUCUGACCGUCAGAGGGAUUUUAAACAGGAAUGGACGACUUUUCUUGAGGAGUAUCAACGUGGGAUUAUGGAGACGAGCCUGAAGUCGACCCCUCACUCGGUGAAGCGGUGGCAGCUCAGCGGGACGGACUAUGAGCCGCAGCAGGUUCUAAAACAGCGUGCUGAGACCCUCUUCAGCUCCUGGACCCCCUUGAACAACAAGAGCAGCAACUUUCAGUUGUUUGAGGAGAGGAUGAACCUUGUACUGCACUGGUUUGAUCUGUGGACUGACAGACAGCGGAAACAACUCCUGUACUCGCUGCUAGACCGCUGCAGCAAAUCACAGCUCAAGUAUUGUCGGGAUUUGCUGAUUGAGUCUGUUCCUGUGACUCAAGUGGACUUCACCGUGGUGUUGCCACGCUUCCUGUCUCUGUAUGUGAUGUCUUUCCUGUCCCCUCGUGACCUCUGCUCAGCCGCACAAGUCAGCUGGCACUGGAGGGUCCUUGCUGAACAGGACUGUCUCUGGGCCGACCGCUGCAUCCGAAGAGGCUGGUUCCUACCCUACACUCCUUCAGACAGGGAAUACGGAGCAUGGAAGAGCCACUACGUCUCCUGUGUCUCCUCUCUGGACUGGCUAACUCCUCGAGAGGCAGCUGAGCAGUAUGGGACGCUCAACCAACAAAGCACAGGGGUGACAGAGGAGGAGGAAGAGAGGAACAAGGAGAGGAGAAUCAGGCAGAUGAUCAGGGACAAACUGCAGGAGGAGAAGAGAGAAUCUAUACGAACGAGGAGAGCUUGGGGCAGCAACACAAAGCUCGAUGGAGCCAAAGGUGGAAGAAACCAGACAUGUAGGUCAAGAAUUGGUCUUUCUAGCUCUUGGCCCUCCCUUCCCUGGCGUCAAGGAACUGUUGGGUCUCCCAGACUCAGUCUCAGCCUGGACGAUGGACAUCAUAUGUCUGCGUUUCCAAGCCUGGAGAGAGCACCAGCCUCCAGUGCAAGCAGCACAAGAGUGAGCAAAGCCAGUGGAACUUUAUCCUCCUUCACCUUUAGACCUGCACUCCCACAAGCAGCCCCCCACAUCCACCACCCUGUCCCCCCUCUGCUACUGCUGAUGUCCAGCAGAAUCCCAGCCUACGAGCUGCUGCUGAGCGGUGCGAAGGCUGGAGUGAUCGUGGUUCUGUACGACCACAGAGGGACUCUCUCUGCUCUGUUAACCCAGGCUGAGAGGGCUGUUUCUGGGCAGAGAGUUCAGAGGCUGGGCCUGCUAGCUCCUGGAGUAACGGAGGAAAUCAAUCUGCUUCAUGGCUGUAGCCUUUCAGAGAGGACACUUCUCACCCCUGACCACAGAGAAUUCUGGGAAAAACUGUCUGGCUGGGUUGCACCACCAGAGGACGGAGGAGGGAUUGAUAUCUUCUCUCCACUGGCUGCAUCAGCGUCAGGAUUGGCCCUCAUGCAGAAUCUCUCUACUUUAACCGGUCAGGAGGUGAAAGCACCAAUGGGUUUUGGGACUGGAAGCUUUCAGAAUAUCUUGAGUGAGUGGUCUGAUGGCAGCAUAAGCACCGGACUCUGCAACCAGCAUUCAAACACCCCUGCUCUGCACUAUGUACAUGAGAGUGUCCUGCAGAGCUGGUGCAGACAGGCUCAGUGGAUGGAGGAGGCUCUGGGUGACCUAAGGAACCACCUGGGACCACAUCUACAGCAGGCCAGCCUGCAGGCCAGGGGCCGCGCUCUGGGUCGUUUUGUGUGGGAGGAGAUCUGCCUGGAGGAGCGAUGUGUGUCCAAGGAAGUGAAGGAGGCUCUGACUGAGGGGCUCGCUGCAAUCACAAGACAGCGAGAGCCCAGACCUGUGGAGUUUCUUGCCUUCUUUCUAAAGAAAUGGAGUGAGGAGACGGAGAGAGAAGAGGACAACUGGAGCUCACAGGGUGGCCUCUUUUCUAUUCCUGAGCAACCAGAGAUGGCUGUAGAUUGGAGAGGUGCAGUUGCCAGAGAGCUGCACCACAGCGAGGGUGUUUAUUUGGGGAGACUAGGUGCAGUGUUGAAGGUGUACAAGGAUCCUCUGACAGCAGCUCUCAACUCCAACAGAGCCAUUCUCAGCUUCGCCGACAUCCACAUAAUCCUCAGCCCUGUCGCACAAAUACUAGAGCUAAACAAGGAGUUUCAGGCUGAUUUAGAAGCCAGGCUUCUGCAGUGGGGAGCAGAGAAGUGUGUUGGAGACGUUUUGGUAAAACUCUGCUCGAAGCUGAGAGUCUACACCAACUACCUCAACAACUACACAACUGCCCUCCGCACAAUCGACAAGUGCAGGGAGACCAAGCCUCCGUUUCGGGCGUUCCUGAAAAGAGCAGACAGAACUCUUGCCACACACAUGCUGAGCCUGCAGGAGCUUCUGUUGUGUCCUGUUUGGAGAAUACAGGAGUACGUGACUCUCCUUCAAGCUCUCUCCGUGCACACACCGCCGGGACAUCCUGACCACACACACCUCCCCUUCGCCCUCGACUCCAUGCUGCGAUUCAGAGAAUUCAUCCAGAAGCUGAAGCAAAACUCAGAGAGAGACAGGCUGUUGGAGGAGACACAGCAGAUGAUCCAGGGCUGUCCGAACCUCAGUGAAGGAAACAGGCAGCUGAUAACAACUCAGGAAGCCACUUUGCUCAGGAGUCCUGAUGAACAGAUUCCAGACUCUCUCAGGACUUAUGAGCAUGUCUCUGAUGUCGGCCUCUUCCUCUUCAACGAUGCGCUUGUCCUGACGCGCCGAAACGUCCAUCACACGCCAUUCAUGCUGUCACAUCAGAGCACCCACACUUUCCUGGCCUCUGUAGCUCUAUCCAGCCUGGCGGUCAGAGAGACCAUGCAUUCACGCUAUGUGAGUCACUCCUUCGUCCUAGACGGUCCACGUCGCUCGUGGGUUUGUUCUACAGAGAGAGCAGAAGAAAGAGAGCACUUCCUGUCUGUGCUGCGUUCGGCCAUAAGGUCGGCUCUGUGAGGACGCCAGCAGGCGCCAGUGUGAAGACAACAGCAGCAGGAUGAGAGGAGGUUUGGACACCACUGGACACAAACAUUUCACAUAAAACUGACUUAAAGUUCCUGUGAGGAACUUUUGGGAUGCGUUGGAUUUGGCGACUCCUGUUGACAUAGUGGGAUGAUUCUGUUUUUCACAUGUGUAAGUAUUGUCUUAAAAAUCUCAUCCUUACUCUAAACUGCGACUUAAUGGAUCAUGGCGUGGAAGAAAUUGAAAAAAAAAGGAUGUGCUAAUAAUCACCUAAUAUGACUUGUACUCUGCAGCAGACAUUAAAAAAGAACUA
This is a messenger RNA of Cheilinus undulatus (humphead wrasse), 3300 nucleotides long. RefSeq names its product epithelial cell-transforming sequence 2 oncogene-like. NCBI's taxonomy places the organism in Eukaryota, Metazoa, Chordata, Actinopteri, Labriformes, Labridae. The transcript has 21 exons. The record is from RefSeq and is a predicted model, not a curated record. The coding region runs from base 90 to 2981 and encodes 963 amino acids. Gene Ontology annotation, molecular function: guanyl-nucleotide exchange factor activity; protein binding.